AACUGACAGCGUUCUAACUUGCCCCAAGCCCUCCUGGGACUGCGAGCUGUGGCGUGGCGUGGUGCGCCGGCCGCCACGUUGUCCUCCUCCGCGGGCGCUCUCCCGCGUCUUCCCUGCGACCCGACUUCUGGCCGUAGGAGUCCGGCCGCUGGGCCAGAGCCGAGAACAGGCCUGGUGCUCCGGAGGGAAGCACGUGCUCGAGCAGUUGUCGCGGCUCCAGGGCCUCCCGUCGUCGCGGCGCAGCGCUCAUCCCCUGGGCAGCCGCCUCGCGGGGCCGUGAGGGCCCCUCGCGACCCGCCAGAUAUGAAGAAAACCCAGCAGAAUGAGAUUGAAACCAUUCUGCGGGAGAGGAUCAUGGUGCUAGAUGGAGGGAUGGGGACCAUGAUCCAGCGGCACCGGCUAAGUGAAGAAGACUUUCGAGGUGAAGAAUUUAAAGAUCACACCAGGCCACUGAAAGGCAACAAUGACAUUUUAAGUAUAACACAACCUGAUGUAAUUUACCAAGUCCAUAAGGAUUACUUGCUGGCUGGAGCAGAUAUCAUUGAAACAAAUACAUUUAGUAGCACUAGUAUUGCUCAAGCUGACUAUGGCCUUGAACACUUGGUCUACAUGAUGAACAGGUGCUCUGCGGAAGUGGCCAGAAAAGCAGCUGAAGAGAUAACAUUCCAGACAGGAAUUAAGAGGUUUGUGGCAGGAGCUCUGGGUCCAACUAAUAAGACACUCUCCGUGUCCCCAUCUGUGGAAAGACCAGAUUUUAGGAACAUCACAUAUGAUGAGCUCGUUGAAGCAUACAAAGAGCAGGCCAAAGGACUUCUGGAUGGUGGGGUUGAUAUCUUACUUGUUGAAACUGUUUUUGAUACUGCCAACGCCAAGGCAGCUUUGUUUGCCCUCCAAAACCUUUUUGAAGAGGAGUAUGUACCCCGGCCUAUCUUUAUUUCAGGGACCAUUGUUGAUAAAAGUGGGCGGACUCUUUCUGGACAGACAGGAGAAGCAUUUGUCAUCAGUGUGUCUCAUGCAGACCCACUCUGUAUUGGAUUAAAUUGUGCUCUGGGUGCAGCUGAAAUGAGGCCUUUCAUUGAAACAAUUGGAAAAUGUACAACAGCCUAUGUCCUCUGUUAUCCCAAUGCAGGUCUUCCCAAUACCUUCGGUGACUAUGAUGAAACGCCGCACAUGAUGGCCAUGCAUCUCAAGGACUUUGCUAUGGAUGGCUUGGUCAAUGUUGUUGGUGGAUGCUGUGGUACAACACCAGAUCAUAUCAGGGAGAUUGCUGAAGCUGUGAAAGACUAUAAACCUAGGCUUCCGCAUGCCGCUGUUUUUGAAGGGCAUAUGUUACUAGCUGGUCUCGAGCCAUUCAGGAUUGGACCAUACACCAACUUUGUUAACAUUGGCGAGCGCUGUAACGUGGCAGGAUCCAGGAAGUUUGCUAAACUCAUCAUGGCAGGAAACUAUGAAGAAGCACUAAGUGUUGCCAAAGUGCAAGUGGAAAUGGGAGCGCAAGUGUUGGAUAUCAAUAUGGAUGAUGGCAUGCUAGAUGGUCCAAGUGCAAUGACCAAAUUUUGUAAUUUCAUUGCUUCUGAGCCUGACAUCGCCAAGGUGCCCUUGUGCAUUGACUCUUCCAAUUUCGCUGUGAUUGAAGCCGGGUUAAAGUGCUGCCAAGGGAAGUGCAUUGUCAAUAGCAUUAGUCUGAAGGAGGGAGAGGAUGACUUUUUGGAGAAAGCCAGAAAAAUUAAGAAGUUUGGAGCUGCUGUGGUGGUCAUGGCUUUUGAUGAAGAUGGACAGGCGACAGAAACAGAUACCAAAAUCAGAGUGUGCACCCGGGCCUACCAUCUACUUGUGAAAAAAGUGGGCUUUAAUCCAAAUGACAUCAUUUUUGACCCUAAUAUUCUCACCAUUGGAACUGGGAUGGAAGAGCACAGCCUGUAUGCUGCUAAUUUUAUCCAUGCAACAAAAGUCAUUAAAGAAACGUUACCUGGAGCCAAAAUAAGUGGAGGUCUUUCUAACUUGUCCUUCUCCUUCCGAGGAAUGGAAGCCAUUCGAGAAGCAAUGCAUGGAGUUUUUCUUUACCAUGCAAUCAAGUUUGGUAUGGACAUGGGGAUAGUGAAUGCUGGGAACCUCCCUGUAUAUGAUGAUAUCCAUAAGGAACUCCUUCAGCUCUGUGAAGACCUCAUCUGGAAUAAAGACCCAGAGGCCACUGAGAAGCUCUUACGUUACGCUCAGACUCAUGGCAAAGGAGGGAAGAAAGUCAUCCAGACUGAUGAAUGGAGGAAUGGCCCUGUUGAAGAACGUCUUGAGUAUGCCCUCGUAAAGGGCAUUGAAAAGCAUAUUAUUGAGGAUACUGAGGAAGCCCGGUUAAAUCGUGAAAAAUAUCCCCGACCUCUUAAUAUCAUUGAAGGGCCUUUGAUGAAUGGUAUGAAGAUUGUUGGUGAUCUUUUUGGAGCUGGAAAAAUGUUUCUUCCUCAGGUUAUAAAAUCAGCUCGGGUCAUGAAAAGGGCUGUUGGCCACCUUAUUCCCUUCAUGGAAAAAGAAAGAGAAGAAAGCAAAGUACUUACUGGAACAGUAGAAGAAGAGGACCCUUAUCAAGGCACUAUUGUGUUGGCUACCGUUAAGGGUGAUGUGCAUGACAUAGGCAAGAACAUAGUUGGAGUAGUCCUGGGCUGCAAUAAUUUCAGGUAAGACCCACCUCUUUCAACCCCUUUCUUAUUAGAAAAUAAAAGCAUUAGUAGGACAGUUCUUUGCCUGGGGAGAGGAGGGUGGGAGAAGGUAGUGUAAUGCAGUGGGUGUUACAGGUUAUUUUAAAUUUCUUUUCCUUACUAUAUUUUUGA
Talpa occidentalis (Iberian mole) is the source of this 2822-nucleotide messenger RNA. Its product is annotated as methionine synthase. Lineage: Eukaryota; Metazoa; Chordata; Mammalia; Eulipotyphla; Talpidae. The transcript has 22 exons. Gene Ontology annotation, molecular function: cobalamin binding; methionine synthase activity; zinc ion binding. The record is from RefSeq and is a predicted model, not a curated record. Bases 304 to 2673 code for a protein of 789 amino acids. Gene Ontology annotation, biological process: pteridine-containing compound metabolic process.